Molecule: messenger RNA, 1159 nt
Organism: Pelobates fuscus (common spadefoot toad)
Lineage: Eukaryota; Metazoa; Chordata; Amphibia; Anura; Pelobatidae
Gene: BABAM1
Product: BRISC and BRCA1 A complex member 1
Exons: 9
Coding region: 145-1101 (318 amino acids)
Biological process (GO): double-strand break repair; positive regulation of DNA repair; mitotic G2 DNA damage checkpoint signaling
Cellular component (GO): nuclear body; BRCA1-A complex; BRISC complex
Source: RefSeq, a predicted model, not a curated record
AUAGGUGUGCGACUAGCCAAUAGCGUUGCUUUACGGAGACUCGGGGAAACGCACAGAGAACUGCUGCUGGCAGUAUUUUUCUUUACUUAUUUGAAGAAAACCACCACCAAGCUGGAUACUCAGGAUACUGAUGAGACUUGCUGCAUGGAUACGUCCGAGCCAGCAGAGGAGGGGGAGCAAGCAGUAGAGCAGAGGCCACGUACCCGCUCUAAUCCAGAAGGGGCAGAGGAUAGAAGUGCACCUCUUCAGCCUGCGGUAGAUAGCAGGAGUGAGGGGGAGGGGGAGGCAGCCCAAGUAGAAGGCCAGCCUCCUCCUCCAGUGACCGCUCCUCCCAGCUGCCCUCUUCCUCCACCUCCAGAGUUCCAGGUCAAAACACCCAGAGUGAAUUGCCCAGAAAAAUUGAUAAUUUGCUUGGAUUUGUCAGAAGAAAUGUCCUCUCAGAAGCUGGAAUCAUUUAAUGGGUCAAAAGCUAAUGCACUGAAUUCAUCUCAGAAAAUGAUUGAGAUGUUCGUCCGUACCAAGCACAAAAUAGACAAGAGGCAUGAAUUUGCACUGGUGGUGGCAAACAAUGAGGCCAUGUGGCUCUCCGGGUUCACCUCAGAUCCACGUGAGGUGUGUAGCUGUCUCUAUGACUUGGAGACCAACAUCUGUGAGUCAUUCAAUUUAGAAGGACUUUUUAACCUUAUACAACAGCGGACAGAGUUCCCCAUUACAGAUAAUGUGCAGACCAUACCACCUCCCUACGUAGUAAGGAUUAUUUUAAUAUACAGUCGGCCUGCGUCUCAGCCUCAAAUGAUCCUCACAGAGAACAUGAAGAAAAUGCUACAAUGUCCUUAUUUUUUCUUUGAUGUCAUUUACAUCCACAAUGGAUCAGAUGAGGAGGAGCUGGGUUGGAAGGAUGUAUUUAAUUUCUUCAGCAGUUUGGACACAAAAGGCACCAGCUACAAGUAUGAAGUCUCAGUAACAGGACCAGCUCUGGAACUUCACAAUUGUAUGGCCAGGCUGCUCGCCCAUCCCCUUCAGCGGCCAUUUCAGAGCCAUGCAGCGUACAGUCUUCUAGAAGAAGAGGAGGAGAGUCCUGAGGGGGAAGUCACAGUCUGAAAUAGAUUCUUGGCUACUUUUGCUUCCUUCAGAAUUGAUUAAAUUCCUUUUUAUUUUA